AUGUUGAACAGUUUAUUUUUUGUAAAUACUAGUGGUGAUGUAUUACUUGAAAAACAUUGGAAAUCGGUUAUUCAUCGGUCCAUUUGCGAUUAUUUUUUCGAUAUUCAAAAAAAGAGUCACCAACCCGAAGAUGUGCCGCCGAUAAUUUCAACUCCUCAUCACUACCUGAUAAAUGUUUAUCAGAAUAACUUGUACCUUGUAGCAGUGAUAACUGUUGAAACUCCUCCAUUGAUGGUGAUUGAGUUUCUGCAUCGUGUCAUUACAACAUUUGCCCAAUACUUUGACGAAUUCUCCGACUCCUCCAUCAAAGAGAAUUGUGUGAUGGUAUUUGAGCUUCUCGACGAAAUGCUUGACAAUGGAUUCCCAUUAGUGACCGAGAUGAAUAUUCUUCAAGACUUGAUCAAACCGCCCAACUUCCUUCGAAAUAUUGCAAAUCAAGUGACUGGCAGGACAAACCUUUCGGAAACACUGCCCACCGGGCAACUAUCGAAUAUUCCAUGGAGACGUCAAGGAGUGAAAUACACGAAUAAUGAAGCAUACUUUGAUGUGAUUGAAGAGAUUGAUGUGAUUGUGGACAAACAGGGAUCGACGGUUUUCGCAGAGAUUCAGGGAUAUGUUGAUGUAUGCUGCAAGCUCUCUGGUAUGCCGGAUCUCACAAUGACACUCAUCAACCCACGCCUUCUUGACGAUGUUUCAUUCCAUCCAUGUGUUCGAUACAAGCGUUGGGAGAAUGAGAAGGUUUUGUCGUUCGUCCCUCCAGAUGGCAACUUCCGUCUGCUUUCCUACCACAUCGCUGCUCAAAACAUGGUCGCUAUUCCAAUCUACGUCCGACAAGUCAUCUCUCUGAAGCCAAACGCUGGAAAGUUAGAUCUCACCGUUGGACCAAAGUUGAGCAUGGGCAAAGUGCUCGAAGACGUGGUUCUGGAGAUCACCAUGCCAAAAUGUGUACAAAACUGUAAUUUGGUGGCAAGUCAUGGUAAGAUUGCGUUCGAUCCGACGACUAAGUUGAUGCAAUGGACGAUUGGAAAGAUUGAAGUUGGAAAGCCAUCGACAUUAAAAGGGUCUAUUGCUGUCAGCGGAACAGUUGUGCCAGAGAGCCCGUCGAUCUCGUUAAAAUUCAAAAUCAACCAGUUGGUACUUUCUGGAUUGAAGGCACAAGCCACCGGAAAGGAGCUCAUUGAAACACUGAAAUUCAAACCGGAUUUGAUCACCAAAGCGUCAAUUAUUAGAGAACAUGAGGAGCUUAACGACAAUUUCCAUCAACCAAAUAACAGAGAGGGACUCACUCAAUUGGCUUAUAUCACACCGUGGAAUAAUAAAGGAUACUCAUUGGCUGAGAAGACCGCUCACAAACUCACUCAUGUCUCCCCAGUAUGGUUUCAAGCCAAGGCAUCAAAGGUCGAUGGAAAACUCAUUACCUGUAAAAUUGAGGGAUCUCAUGAUAUCGAUCGAGACUGGCUGGAGAGACUUCGGGAGAAAAAUGAAAAAAUCAAGAUUGUUCCGAGAAUCCUUUUUGAUGGAUGGAGUGCCGACGACAUGAAGGACCUUCUGAUGAAUUCGCAGCUCUCGAGAAGUUGCUUUGUGGAUAUCGCCAAUUUUUACAGCAGAAACCAAUUCGAAGGUGCCAUCGUGGAAAUCUACAUGCAAGCCUUAAUUUCCGUCCAAUCUCUUCAAAUUAAAGAAUUUGUCAUUGAAAGUAUGCAAGACUUGUCGAAACAGUUCAAAAAGUUGCACAUGGAACUGAUCCUCACCGUUCCAGCACCGCUAGAGUGGAAUAAUCAGCCAAACAACUUGGUUACACCGGACGAGUUCAAAAAACUCACAGAAGUCUCCGACUUUGUGCAGAUAAUGACUUAUGACUACCAUGGUAAUAAGCCAGCUGGUGUGGCCCCAUAUGACUGGUUCGAAAACUGCGUUUUCUACUUGGGAACUGGUCCGAAAACGCUUGCUGGUCUCAACUACUACGGGUACGAGUUUUCCAAAGGAAAAAUGGAAGCCGUCACCUCCGAUAGAUAUCUCAAGGUACUCAAAUCUGACCAGACCACACUCUCAUUUGACGAGACAUCAAUGGAGCAUAAGUUGAAAACCCCAACCUCCGUGAUUUACUACCCAACGCUGACUUCUCUCGAGCUCCGCAUCAAUAUGGCCCAUCGCUACGAAAUGGGAAUCGCUAUCUGGGACUAUGGGCAGGGUCUUGACUACUUCUCAAACCUUUUGAUUUAA
Molecule: messenger RNA, 2223 nt
Organism: Caenorhabditis remanei
Lineage: Eukaryota; Metazoa; Nematoda; Chromadorea; Rhabditida; Rhabditidae
Exons: 15
Coding region: 1-2223 (740 amino acids)
Biological process (GO): endocytosis; carbohydrate metabolic process; intracellular protein transport
Cellular component (GO): clathrin adaptor complex; cytoplasmic vesicle
Molecular function (GO): chitin binding
Source: RefSeq, a predicted model, not a curated record